AUGUGACACUGAAGAAAAGAAGGAUGAAGAAGAUAGCACACUGAGUGAAGGCAAAGCAGAGAUUGCUAUUUCACUGCAAAGAGACUUGCUUACUCAGUGCGGAAUCCAAGCUUCCAUUAUCGGAAUUAUUACCCCAUAUGUUAUGCAAGUAUUAAGGAACAUACCUAGCUAAUAGAGCUGUAUUACUAAAGAUGUUGAGAAGCAAUGAGAACAGACUAAAGGACAUAUCAACUGUGAAUGUAGCUUCUUCUUGGUCCCCAUCCCCACUUGGCCACUUCAUACAAGUAAAUGCAAGACGGAUACUUCUUAUUGUUCUAGAAGUGGCAGAUUGGUCUACCGGUGGUUAUGAGGGAUGCUGGAGGACAGGUUAUUAAUUGGCAUAGCCAUUCAAUAUUGAGCCUUAUCUGCCCUGGUAGAAGGGGCAUUAGCUCUGUCUUACAGUGGGAAGGGCAAUGGCAAAUGGUUUUUCAAGAGUCAUUUUUGAAGCAGGAAAAGUUAGCUUUGCAAAUUGCUCCUGUUGUGGGAUCAAUAUGGUGUACUUUGCUAUCAACUUUUGAACGGUUUGAUUUUGUGUGUGCCUGGAAUAGUUAACAAAGCUACUUAAUUGGUUUGCUCCUGGGGGCACUGUCUGUCUGUGGAAUUGCGAAAAUUAUUGUAUGUAGAUGUUGCUCAUUGCUAAUGAAAGUUAGGCCUUUUG
Rubroshorea leprosula is the source of this 697-nucleotide messenger RNA. The record is from the annotation of a GenBank genome assembly. Lineage: Eukaryota; Viridiplantae; Streptophyta; Magnoliopsida; Malvales; Dipterocarpaceae.